Molecule: messenger RNA, 618 nt
Organism: Symbiodinium sp. CCMP2592
Lineage: Eukaryota; Dinophyceae; Suessiales; Symbiodiniaceae
Source: the annotation of a GenBank genome assembly
AUGGUCGCUUUUGCUGGAGACCAGAAACGUCUGUAUCCCCUGGACUUCGAGCGGCUGCUGCGGAGGGGAAUGGGAGAUGGUUUGCGGCUCCAGAUGUAUCCGGAUGUGGGCUCGACGGAACUCCGCGAGGCAAUUCAGGAGGGCAAGACACUCCAGGCGCGCGGUCCGCUGCGGAGGCUCCAGCGUGAGCUGAAGGCGGCGCAGGAGGCGUCCUUCCGAGGUGAGACGGUCCCUACUUUCAGUGGGCACUGGAGGUUUCGCCCAGACACCUGGCAGUAUCAGGCAUGGAAGCAGGAUGGUCGGCUGGCACCCGAUGCGCAGAUGUGCUCCGUGACCCGGUGGUUCUACCUGAUUCACAGGACAGACCCAGAGAUCAGAGUGGAGCAUUGGCCGCAGGUGGGACGAGGGGGCCCCAAGCUCUUCCCCGAGCGCUUCGCCUCGAACUGCAACUGCGAACCUCCGCAUUGCUGGCCGUUGGCCUGGGGAGAUGCACCAGAUGGGCUGCUGCAGGGCGUGGAUUGGAUCCAGUAUCCCGCGACCGGGGCAUGGCUCUCGCUGAAGGCUCUAGCAGCGGGCGGAGAGCCGGGCAAUCUGACGAAUACCUCGCAGGCAGCCUGA